Messenger RNA from Oreochromis niloticus (Nile tilapia), 1152 nucleotides. RefSeq lists its product as uncharacterized. The transcript is spliced from 2 exons. The record is from RefSeq and is a predicted model, not a curated record. NCBI's taxonomy places the organism in Eukaryota, Metazoa, Chordata, Actinopteri, Cichliformes, Cichlidae. Bases 1 to 1152 code for a protein of 383 amino acids.
AUGUGGAAGACAUCAUGCCUCGUCCCUAUUCCAAAGACGCCACGUCCCAGUGGCCCCCAGGAUUACAGGCCCGUGGCACUGACCUCCCACAUCAUGAAGACUUUGGAAAGGCUCAUCCUGGACCAGCUGCGACCCAUUGUCAGACCACAUCUGGAUCCCCUGCAAUUUGCCUAUCAGCCUCGUCUCGGAACAGAGGACGCCAUCAUCUACCUGCUCAAUCGUGUCUACACCCACCUGGACCAGCCAGCGAGCACUUACAUGCUUCCCUUAGGCAACAUCAUUAGAAGACAUAGCAUAAAUUUUCACUGCUAUGCAGAUGACACGCAGCUCUAUCUAUCCAUGAAGCCAGGUAACACACACCAAUUAGUUAAACUGCAGGAAUGUCUUAAAGACAUAAAGACCUGGAUGGCCGCUAACUUUCUGCUUCUUAAUUCAGAUAAAACUGAGGUUAUUGUACUCGGCCCUGAAAAUCUUAGAAAUAUGGUAUCUAACCAGAUUCCUACUCUGGAUGGCAUUACCUUGGCCUCCAGUAAUGCUGUGAGGAACCUUGGAGUCAUUUUUGACCAGGACAUGUCCUUCAACGCACAUAUUAAACAAAUAUGUAAGACUGCUUUCUUCCAUUUGCGCAACAUCUCUAAAGUUAGAAAUAUCCUGUCUCAGAGUGAUGCUGAAAAACUAGUUCAUGCAUUUAUUACUUCCAGGCUGGACUACUGUAAUUCAUUAUUAUCAGGAUGUCCUGAAAACUCGCUGAAAAGUCUUCAGCUAAUCCAAAAUGCUGCAGCAAGAGUACUGACAGGGACUAGAAAGAGAGAGCAUAUUUCUCCUGUUUUGGCUUCCCUUCAUUGGCUUCCUGUUAAAUCCAGAAUUGAAUUCAAAAUCCUGCUCCUCACAUACAAGGUCUUAAAUAAUCAGGCCCCAUCUUAUCUUAAUGACCUUGUAGUACCAUAUCACCCUAUUAGAGCACUUUGCUCUCGCUCUGCAGGCUUACUUGUUGUUCCUAGAGUAUUUAAAAGUAGAAUGGGAGGGAGAGCCUUCAGUUUUCAGGCCCCUCUUCUGUGGAACCAGCUUCCAGUUUGGAUUCGGGAGACAGACACUAUCUCUACUUUUAAGAUUAGGCUUAAAACUUUCCUUUUUGCUAAAGCAUAUAGUUAG